GUUGUACCCUCAGUCCGCGCUGCGCAGCAUGAAACGUGAGCUAAGCGUCACCGCCAAGAGGUUUAUGGUCCAGGGGAAUGAGGGCACUGUUUACACGUUGCCAUGGAGAUGUGUCCUGGAAGGGGAAAAAAUGGCUGUAUGUACUGGAAAUGACUUCUUAGAUAUUCAUCCCAGUGUUUUUACAUUUGGCAGGCCCCCCUCGAUUUUCUAAGCAAACGUAAUGCUUUUUUUUUUUUUUCUUCAUAUGAACCCAUCUUCUCAGGGUUACAGACUCAGACAGGGAGAGAGGUUUACAGAAGAUUUACUAUAAGAUUAGAUUACGAUGGCUGACAGUUUUAACUGUGACAACUGCAAGGAGUCCUUGUAUGGACGCAAGUACAUCCAGUCAGAUGACAGUCCCUACUGCAUCCCCUGUUACGACAGCAGGUUUUCAAACACCUGCGAUGAGUGCAAAGAGCUGAUCGGCCAUGACGCAAGGGAGCUCUUCUACGAGGACCGGCACUAUCACGAGCACUGCUUCCGCUGUUUCCGCUGCGAUCGCUCGUUGGCAGACGAGCCGUUCACCAGCCAGGAUGAGGCGCUGCUCUGCAACGACUGCUACUGUAACGAGUUCUCCUCGAAGUGUGUAGCCUGCGACAAAGUCGUCAUGCCAGGUACGAGGAAGUUGGAGUAUGCAGGCUCCACAUGGCACGAGGGCUGCUUCAUCUGUCACAGCUGCGAACAGCCAAUUGGCUCGAAGUCCUUCAUCCCUGACAAGGAUGAGCACUACUGCGUGUCCUGCUAUGAGGACAAGUUCGCCCCGCGCUGCACACGCUGUAAAAAGGCCCUGGCUAAAGGUGGCGUGACCUAUCGGGACGAGCCGUGGCACAAGGAGUGUUUUGUGUGCACCAGCUGCAAGACACAGCUGGCGGGUCAACACUUCACCUCCCGAGACGAGAACCCUUACUGCCUCAAGUGCUUUGGCAGCCUGUACGCCAAGAAAUGCGAGGCCUGCAGCAAACCAAUCACAGGUUUUGGAGGAGGAAAGUACAUCUCAUUUGAGGAGCGCCAGUGGCAUCAGCCAUGUUUCACCUGCACCCAGUGCUCUGCUUCACUGGUGGGCGCCGGCUUUUUCCCCGACGGUGACAGGAUCUUGUGCCGCGACUGCAACACCAACCUAUAGAGUAGUCAUUUACCACAUUCUUCUCACCCUUCCCUUGACUUACCUUUCACCGUUCGCCACAGCAUUUCAAGAACCCCAAGGUUCAGGGAAGGUAACACAGGCUAACAAAUGCUGCCUCUCAGGUCGUUUUUAUAUAAAGAGAUCAGUUCCUCGUGGUCCCUGUCUGGGUCCGGUUUUCAUCCAGGAGCUAGUGCUGCAUUGUUUGAAUGAACCAUCACAAAGAUUUCCUCUUUAACCAAAAACUUAAUGAUUUAAAGUUUAUGGAGUGCCUUAAGAAUAACAUUACUUAAAUGUUAUGUACUAUUGAACCAAAGAAAUGCAAAAUGCUAGACACUUUGCAAAAAAAUCUUUCAUAAUUUUAUAUAAAACAAGUUGCCAGGUAGAGGUCAGACACAGAACACUGAUACAGUAGUAUGUAAAAAAGUAUGGUGGAGGUACUGUCUUAAUGCUCUUAUAACUGCAGUUUUAAGCAUUUUAGUUCAAAUAUGUCAUUAAGUAAAAACAAGGAGAAAACAUAGAAAAACUUUGCUGAUUAUGCUUUCAGUGAGGUAGCCAGUUUAUGGUAGUUAUGAUCAAUAAAGUCAUUUGCACUUUUGAUAAGAUAUUCUCUUGCUACCAUGUUAUAUGCACAUAAAAACACAACAAAAAGACAUGGCACACAGACCACUUUUUUGUCAUGUAUCUGCUUUCAUUGACAUUUAUUUUUACCUAAAGUUUCAUCUUAUUUCUGUCCUUUUCAUUUGUUGUAAUUUUUUUUUUUUGUUUUAUCACCAUUGCUCAAAGAGCCAGCAUUUAUAACCCCGAAGAAGCUGAAAUGAAAUGCAGUACCGUCGCGUAUUGCAGGAGUAUGCAUGCCAUGAUUUGCGUCAAUGAUUAUUUUGUUGCUGUUAACGCUGUUUUGUUUUUCAUUGAUGGUUUGUAACAUGUAUGUGAAAAGUUAAAUCUAUAUUUCAUUAUUUCAGCUUUGAUGCUGGUGAGUCAGAGUUGGCAAAUAUACAUUUUAAGAUGGAAAAUACAGCAUUGAGGCGAUAACAGUAUGAACUUACUGUAAAAAAAGAGAGAUUAUAAUUGAUGCGGCUAAAUACACACCCGAUUUGACUGUUAUUGGGCCGUUAAAUAGGUAUUAUCAUGUCGUUAUAAGCACCAUAGAUGUGGGUCAUUAGGGUCCUACUA
Molecule: messenger RNA, 2335 nt
Organism: Sebastes umbrosus (honeycomb rockfish)
Lineage: Eukaryota; Metazoa; Chordata; Actinopteri; Perciformes; Sebastidae
Gene: fhl3a
Product: four and a half LIM domains 3a
Exons: 6
Coding region: 323-1162 (279 amino acids)
Biological process (GO): actin cytoskeleton organization
Cellular component (GO): nucleus; Z disc; stress fiber
Molecular function (GO): transcription coregulator activity; actin binding
Source: RefSeq, a predicted model, not a curated record